Messenger RNA from Coffea arabica (coffee), 1408 nucleotides. NCBI's taxonomy places the organism in Eukaryota, Viridiplantae, Streptophyta, Magnoliopsida, Gentianales, Rubiaceae. The record is from RefSeq and is a predicted model, not a curated record.
UGCGUUCAUCUUCUGGUUUCCCUUUUGCAGAACGCAUAUGACACCCUUUUCUUCAUUGUGGACCUGCAUGCGAUCACCUUGCCUUAUGAUACACAACAGCUAUCCAAAGCAACAAAAGAAACAGCAGCAAUUUACUUGGCAUGUGGAGUGGAUCCCUCCAAGGCUUCAGUGUUUGUGCAGUCUCAUGUCCGUGCUCAUGUAGAAUUGAUGUGGCUGCUCAGUUCUACAACCCCAAUUGGUUGGCUGAAUAGAAUGAUCCAAUUCAAGGAGAAAUCAUUGAAAGCGGGAGAUGAAAAUGUUGGGGUUGCUCUGCUGACAUAUCCUGUCCUAAUGGCGUCUGAUAUUUUGCUAUACCAGUCUGAUUAUGUCCCUGUUGGGGAUGAUCAGAAACAACAUCUGGAGUUAACUCGAGAACUUGCUCAGCGUGUUAACUAUCUUUAUGGAGGAAGGAAGUGGAAGAAAUUGGAGGGUAAGGGACAAGUUUUGCGAGGUGGUGCAAUUUUUAAGGUUCCGGAACCCCUUAUUCCACCUGCUGGAGCUCGAGUCAUGUCCCUAACUGAUGGUCUUUCAAAGAUGUCCAAAUCGGCGCCUUCUGAUCAGUCUCGAAUCAAUUUGCUUGACCCUAAAGAUGUUGUCAAUAAUAAAAUUAAGCGUUGCAAGACUGACUCAUUUCCUGGCCUGGAAUUUGAUAACUCUGAAAGACCUGAAUGUAACAAUCUUCUCUCAAUUUAUCAGCUCGUCACGGGGAAGACAAAGCAGGAAGUGGCUGAAGAAUGUCGAGAUAUGAACUGGGGGACGUUCAAACCCGUCCUUACAGAUGCUUUGAUCGCUCACUUGCAUCCCAUCCAGGUUCGAUAUGGGGAAAUCAUGUCUGAUGCAAGUUACCUAGAUUCAGUGUUGGCUGAAGGUGCUAGAAAAGCUGCAGACAUUGCAGAUAAUACCCUCAAAAAUGUGUACCAAGCUAUGGGAUUCUUGCGGUGAUAAAUAUAACCCAUGCUGCUUCUGGAACUUGCUGAAAGGGUCAGCUCGAUAGCAACCUAAAAGCUCACUCAUCAAAAGUUCAAAUUCCAUAUUCUCCAACAUGCAUUAUCAUGAGCUCGUUACUGUUGAGGGGAGAAAUAAUUUAUCCAAAAAGGCAAGCAUUAAAGCUUUUACGCUAUCCUCACGCCUCCCUUUUAAGGGCGUGAAUAGAUGGAUUUUGAACAGUUGAUAAUUCCCUUAAUUCCCUAUUCUUUGAAAUCUAUACCGUGAUUUCUGAUAGGAGUUUGCCUUUAUUGGUAUAUACAAAACGUACACCUCUUGAUCAUCCUAUAAAUCAAUGUAAAUUGUAGCUGCAAUUCCAGAUGCAGUAUGUUAUGCCAAUUGAUGGUCAGUUUAAGGAUUUAAAACACCUUUGCUCCGUUCCACU